AAGCGACGGGAGCCCGCACAGGAGGAGGCCGCCGUGCCAUCGGCCGGACGAUGGUACCGGUCCAGGGAAGACCGGAAGUGGGGCUCCCAGCCGCGGCGUUCCUCUCCACCAAUGGCUGCGAGAUGCGCCCUAUGACGGUGGCCGGCGCGGCACCACUAAGGUACCUUGCUGAAGCUCGCGGAUUUGGGUGCUGUGGGCCUGCGGCGCUCUCGUCCCUCCGCGGCCGCCCGCCCGCCAGCCCUCAGCGAUGGAGGGCGCCGGCCAGGACGCCCCCGAGUCCACCUCUUCUCCCUGCGAAUCCGUAGACCCUCCCGGUGCGGCCGGGGAGCCCGACGUGGGGCCUCCCGACGAGUCGGAAGGUGGUUGUGCCCGACCCCUGGAAGCGGUCCCCAAGAAACUGUGUGGCUAUUUAAGCAAGUUCGGCGGCAAGGGGCCCAUCCGCGGCUGGAAAAGCCGCUGGUUCUUCUACGACGAGAGGAAGUGCCACUUGUAUUACUCGCGGACCGCGCAGGAUGCUAACCCCCUGGACAGCAUCGACCUCGCCAGUGCCGUCUUUGACUGCAAGGCUGACGCCGACGAGGAGGGCACCUUCGAGAUCAAGACUCCCGGCCGGGUCAUUCUCCUGAAGGCUGCCACCAAGCAAGUGAUGCUGUACUGGCUGCAGCAGCUGCAGAUGAAGCGCUGGGAAUUCCACAACAGCCCACCUGCACCUCCUGCUGCCCUGUCUGGGAAUGGGCCUGCCCUGCACCUGGAGCUAGGGCAAGAGGAGGCAGAGCUGGAGUUCCUGUCUCCUGUGAAAACACCCACUGGGCUUGUGGGCGAGGCAGCUGCCCUGCAGCCCAUCCCUACCAUGCCCUCAGCCCUUCAGAACAUCUCCAUCAAGCACCUGGGAACUGAAAUACAAAACACCAUGCACAACAUCUGUGGCCACAAGCAGACCCAGGGAACAGGCCAUGGGCCACAAGUGGAGGAGUCUUUACAGAGUGGGGAGCCUCAGAGGGAGGAACAGUCCUCCAUCCCUGAGCCCAGUGUCUCAGGGAAAGAGCCAGUGGAAUCUCCAAAGUCUGCUCCCACGUUCUUUCUGUCCACCAAUCUCAUACAGAAAACUAAGCGCCACAGCAACACCUUCCCAUUCUUUUCUGAUGGGCUGGCACGGAGCCGAACGGCCCAGGAGAAGGUGGUGGCAUUGGAGCAGCAGGUGCAGGUGCUCACCAAGGAGCUAAAGUCCCAGAAGGAGCUGGUGAAGAUCCUGCACAAGGCGCUAGAGGCUGCCCAGCAGGAGAAGCGGGCAUCCAGCGCGUACCUGGCAGCAGCCAAGGACAAGGACCGGCUGGAGCUGGUGCGGCACAAAGUGCGCCAGAUCGCAGAGCUGAGUCAGCGGGUGGAGGCCCUGGAGCAGGAGCGGGAGCGCCUGCUGCACGAGGCCGGCCUGCGGGAGCAGCAGGUGCAGGCUCUGCAGCAGCACGCACAGCUGCUCAUGGACAAGAACCAGGCUAAGCAGCAGGUCAUCUGCAAGCUGUCGGAGAAGCUCACCCAGGACUUGACCCAGCCCCCUGACCCUGCCGAUGGUGACUUCCUGAGCCAGCAGGAGAAGAUGGAGCACCUGAAGGAUGACAUGGAAGCAUACCGGACCCAGAACCGCUUCCUCAACUCUGAGAUCUACCAAGUGACCAAGAUCUGGAGGAAAGUGGCCGAGAAGGAGAAGGCCCUGCUGACGAAGUGUGCCUACCUGCAAGCCAGGAACUGCCAGGUGGAAAGCAAGUACCUGGCUGGGCUGCGGAAGCUUCAGGAGACCGCAGGACCCAAGGCCGGUGAGGUCUCAGAGCUGCUGCAACAGCUCAUCCAGGAGGCGCUACAGUGGGAAGCGGGUGAGGCCUCGGACAGCAUGGAGCUAAGUCCUGUCAGCGAGUAUGACGACUACGGCUUCCUGACGGUGCCAGACUAUGAAGUGGAGGACCUGAAGCUGCUGGCCAAGAUCCAGGCACUAGAGGUGCGCUCCCACCACCUGCUGGCCCUGGAGGCUGUGGAGCGACCGCUGCAGGAGCGCUGGGCUGCCCUGGGCGAGCUCGUGCCCUCAGCUGAGCUCAAGCAGCUCCUGAGGGCAGGUGUGCCCCGCGAGCACCGGCCACGCGUGUGGAGGUGGUUAGUCCACCGCCGGGUCCAGCACCUCCACGCUCCAGGCUGCUACCAGGAGCUGCUGACCCGGGGCCAGGCCUGCGAGCACCCCGCCGCCCGCCAGAUUGAGCUGGACCUGAAUCGGACCUUCCCCACCAACAAGCACUUCACCUGUCCUACCUCCAACUUCCCUGACAAGCUCCGCCACGUGCUGCUGGCCUUCUCCUGGCAGAACCCCACCAUCGGCUACUGCCAGGGCCUGAACAGGCUGGCAGCCAUAGCCCUGCUGGUCUUGGAGGAUGAGGAGAGUGCCUUCUGGUGCCUGGUAGCCAUUGUGGAGACCAUCCUGCCAGCCGACUACUAUAGCAAGACAUUGAUUGCGUCUCAGGUAGACCAGCGGGUGCUCCGAGACCUGCUCUCGGAAAAGCUGCCUCGACUGAUGGCGCACCUGGGCCAGCACCACGUGGACCUCUCUCUCAUCACCUUCAACUGGUUCCUCGUGGUCUUCGCUGACUGUCUCAUCAGCGACAUCCUCCUGCGGGUCUGGGAUGCCUUCCUGUAUGAGGGGACCAAGGUGGUGUUCCGCUAUGCUCUGGCCAUCUUCAAGUACAAUGAGGAAGAGAUCCUGCGGCUGCAGGACAGCCUGGAGAUCUACCAAUACCUGCGCUUCUUCUCCAAGACCAUUUGUGACAGUCGGAAGCUGAUGAGCAUGGCCUUCAACGACAUGAACCCCUUUCCCAUGAAGCAGCUGCGGCAGCUCCGGGCAGCCCACCGGGAGCAGCUGGAGGCCGAGCUACGGGAACUGGAGAGGCUGAAGGCCGCGUACUUGGAGCAGCAGGCAUCCAGGAGCAGAGCGGUGCCCGAAGGCUGUGCCAGUGAGGACGAGGGGGAGGGGGACAGCUGACCUGACACGUCUUCCCAGAGGCUUCUCUACUCUUGCUGGCAAGCCCAAGAGGUAGAGCAUGGGCCAGCAGUCCAGCCCCCGAGCCCCACUCUGUGUGACCCUGGACAAGGCCCUGGCUCUGCCUAGGUCUGUCUCCCAUCUAAACACUGUAAAGCUGCUAGUUGGCUUCUCUCUUCAGGUCACUCGCCUAGGAAUGUCAGCCUGUCACAUGGCUCCCACAGAGCACUUUAGAAUGCAGGCAGCCAGGAGUGCGUUCUUUCUAGGGUCAUUUGGAACAUUCUCUGAGACAUAUAUGUUUUGUGGAAAUUUGGUAUUUUUGAGACAGGGUCAUGGAGCCUCCUGUUUGAGUAUAAAGAAUGUCACUGUGACAAACAGCUGCUCAACUAUAGGACAUAAGUUCCCUAUUAUCAGUGUUCCUAAGAGUUACUCGCUGGCCCUUUGGCUCCGAGCCUCAGCCACUUGUCCCUGUGGUGCCCUGGAUGCAGGGCCUGUGUUUUCUGGGUGUCUGUUUCUCUAGGCAGCAGUCCCUCAGAAGUGCCAACUGGGCCCAUUGUUGUAAGCCACUCCAUACAUGGGGUGGGGGCACACUCUGAAAUCCCUCAGGCACUUGAGGCUCCUGCCCAGGGCUGGGGCCACACCUGUUCCAGUACAAGCCCAGGCAGACACCGCCCCCCCUGUUCCCCCCCCCAUGAAUCAUGAUAUGAACUCAAGGGCUUGGCACACUGGGCUCUUGAUUGCCCCUCACUAAGCACCUUGAGAGGCUCUCAGAGCCCAUCCCCGGUUGGCCUGGGGUCCCAGUGGGCAAGCACCUUGUACCAGGGCUUGCCUGCACACCUGUGCUGAGGCUCUAUUACUAAAAAUGGUUUCCAUGACAGGGGAGAGAGUAGGAAGGCGGUCUAGGCGUAGUCACCCUAAGGUCAGUCUUCCAUGGAGCACACAGGAGGGUGAAAGGUGAUGUCUGCCUGGAAAUCCAAAGACAAUUCAAGGCAGUGAGGGGCCCUCCUCUGAAGGAAAUGACCAGGAAGCCUGAGGCCAGCCCAGGGCCUAGCACUAGCCUGAACUUCACAUUCCUGCUUCACCAGAAAUCACCCCAAAACCAUGUGGUGGAGCAUAGUGGCUGCUGGAUAAAGAGUACCCUCUGGCCUUCCUCCUCCCUGCAAAGGAGGGCUCUGCCCCCCACCCCAGACCAGGGCUGCUCUGCCACCUCUGCACCUUACAAUUCUGAGUAGCUUUUGUUCAAAUAGUGGUGCUGGGCCACGUAUGCAGAGGUUGUGGACCCUUGAUAUUGCGAUGCACUGGGGGACUUGAGAGCUCUGAGCUGAGCUGAGCUGCCUCCUCCUCUCUGAACCAGGAGCCUGAAUGAAAAAUGCCUGUCCUGCAAGCACCCACUCACCCAGCUCAAGGACAGAUGGAGAGGGCUGGCCUGGCCUGUGGGUGCAUGCACAGGGAAGGAGAGUGGGAACCUUGGGGGCACACACCUCUAAUCCCAGCACAGACAAAUCCCCCUAUAGCCAAACGAGGUCUCAAAACAAAUAAUAAUAAUAAAGAAAAAGAAUGUGUAA
Molecule: messenger RNA, 4581 nt
Organism: Jaculus jaculus (lesser Egyptian jerboa)
Lineage: Eukaryota; Metazoa; Chordata; Mammalia; Rodentia; Dipodidae
Gene: Tbc1d2
Product: TBC1 domain family member 2
Exons: 14
Coding region: 248-3019 (923 amino acids)
Source: RefSeq, a predicted model, not a curated record